Messenger RNA from Rhododendron vialii, 852 nucleotides. Its product is annotated as putative late blight resistance protein homolog R1B-17. The transcript has a single exon. Gene Ontology annotation, biological process: defense response to other organism. The record is from RefSeq and is a predicted model, not a curated record. Gene Ontology annotation, molecular function: ADP binding. Bases 1 to 852 code for a protein of 283 amino acids. NCBI's taxonomy places the organism in Eukaryota, Viridiplantae, Streptophyta, Magnoliopsida, Ericales, Ericaceae.
AUGCCCCGUUUGGGAGGUGUCCACAAUCGGCUCACCGAAAAAAUUGAAGCCCUACAAAUAAUCUCGAUCAUAGGUAUGGGCGGGCUGGGCAAGACAACUCUAGCUAAUAAGGUUUAUAAAAACCCUAUAGUUUCGCAUGAAUUAUCAACUCUCGCCUGGAUUUAUGUAUCUCCAACUUAUAGCAAAGAUAAAUUGUUCCUUUCCAUUCUGAAAGGUGUUACUCAAGUCACAAGCGACAUGUCUAGCAUGGUUGAAGACGAGUUGGCUGAAGAAGUCCGUCGCCAACUCACUUGGAAAUAUCUAGUUGUUUUGGAUGAUGUGUGGGAGAAGAAGGACUGGGAUAGCAUUAAAAAGGCUUUCCCCAACCACAAAAACGGAAGCAGAAUCUUGCUAACGACUCGAUUCAAACUUGUGGCUGUGCAUGCCGAUCAGCAUAGCCUGCCAUAUGAAUUGGAUUUUCUGACUCAACCUCGAAGUUGGGGGCUGCUCCAGAAGAAGGUUUUUGAUGGAGGAGAUUGCCCUCAAGAAGACUUGAAGGAUGUUGGAAUUCGAAUAGCGGUACAAUGCGAUGGUCUACCACUCGCGGUUGUGGUAAUUGCUGGAAUGCUUCAAAAUGACAUAUCCAAGGAUGCGUGGGAGACUAUAGCUAAAAGUGUCAAAGCAUUCCUUGUCUGGAAGGAAGAGGAUUUGAUGGAAGUGCUAGCUCUUAGCUACUAUCACUUACCGCCUCACUUAAAAGCAUGCUUCCUUUAUUUUGGAGUCUUCCUACAAGACUGCAAGAUCCAUUUCUGGAUACUGAUCCGAUUAUGGAUCGCUGAGAGAUUUGUACAAACAUCUGAGAAUGUAUGCUAG